GUUUUUUUCCAAUCCAGGAGAUGUUGUCAAUUGUUCUUUUACCUGAACUGCCAUAUUUUCAAACCGAGCCAAGAAUUUGGAAUCUUUAAACCGUUUAUCCAUCCAUUCACUUUGGUCAUGAUUCCCUAGCUCUGCCAAGAUGUUCAUGGCGCUUUCGACUUCUGUAGUCAUGAAGGGUGACAAAAACACUGUUGUGACUGCGGCAAACCACUUAUCUAGACAUUCCGUGGUGACUAUGUUGAAAGCUGUACUUGUGGGCAUCGUCAGAGAUAUUUUUAAUCAAAUGGCAACAGCAAAGGCUUAUCAAUGCACUGCAUUCAAAUGUUUUCCCCUCAAACAUAAAUUCAUAACAUUUAUUUAUGUAUUCAACUAUUUCAUUACAUUCGUUAAACGCUUUAACAAAUCCUUUGAGUAUAGCUGUAGAAAAAUCACUAAUUACAUGUGCUAUGAACUUGGUACCACACUGUUGAAAAUUUAACACUCCAGAUAGCUG
Sipha flava (yellow sugarcane aphid) is the source of this 493-nucleotide messenger RNA. RefSeq lists its product as uncharacterized. NCBI's taxonomy places the organism in Eukaryota, Metazoa, Arthropoda, Insecta, Hemiptera, Aphididae. The coding region runs from base 140 to 478 and encodes 112 amino acids. The record is from RefSeq and is a predicted model, not a curated record. The transcript is spliced from 3 exons.